CCCGCCGGCCGGCGAUGCCGAACCAGCCUCAGGGCGGCCCGGGGGACUCCCACCCACCGGGCAGGGCUCUCCCUGGGACGCACUCCCCCCGCGCUCCCGUUGCAGCCCUCGGCCCAGAGGUGUCUGCAGAUCCGGCCGUCGGUCGCCGCGGCCCAGGCACACACAUGGGCCGAGCCGCGCGUUGGCAGAGCGGCGGCGGGGGCACUGCCAGGCGCUGCCCGUGGGCUGUCUGCGCACCGGCCGUCAGGUUUCCUUACUUGCGUCUCCUCACCGGCUCAUACCACGCACAGCGAGCGUGCAGCUCUGUGUUUCUUAUUUCGAUAUACAAUGGAGCAGGAAUCGGAGCCGUGUCGAUGACCGCACGCGUGUGUCUGUGUGUGUGUGCGCGCGCCUGUGAGCAACUUGUGGUCAGAGUCAGCAUUGCGGUGAAAUUCUUGCUAACUGAAACAUUUCAACUGCACAAGAAGUUCUUUUUCAUUCAGGCUCUGAAAAAUGUCAUCAUAUGUAAUCUGCAAAGCACUGGAGUGGUGAACUAGCACAUGCUCUUUUAUUUACUCCCCGUGCACUCCUUAAGUACGAUAGUGACCAUGCUGCUCUGUCUAUUCAGACAGGCCUCAGAGGUACCCUUCAGGACUACUGCUGUGAAAUACAGCUGAAAUCCAGUAGUACUCUGCCUGAAAUGAAAAGCAGCAUGCUCACUGUGAAGAGACUUUUCUGCACUUCACACUCAUCAGUGGAUUCAAAGGAAAUGAAAAAAUUCCAGCACCUCGCACAUAAGUGGUGGGAUGAAGAAGGAGAAUAUUCAGCUCUUCAUUCUAUGAAUGAUAUCAGAGUGCCAUUUAUUAGAGAUACUCUGUUGAACACUAGUAGUAAUUAUGAUCUGGGAAGCCCACUUUCUGGAGUAAAGAUUCUUGAUGUUGGCUGUGGUGGUGGACUGCUAAGUGAGCCUUUAGGUAGACUGGGAGCUUCAGUUACCGGAAUUGAUCCUCUGGAGGACAACAUUAGAACAGCAGAGCAGCACAAGUCAUUUGAUCCGGUCCUGGCCAAGAGAAUACAGUACAAGUUCAGUUCGCUGGAGGAGAUUGUGGAAGAGUCUAUGGAAACCUUUGAUGUAAUUGUAGCUUCUGAAGUAGUGGAGCAUGUGGCUGACCUUGAAAUGUUUAUCAAGUGUUGCUCUCAGAUGCUAAAGCCCGAAGGUUCUUUAUUCAUUACUACAAUCAGUAAAACACAGUUGUCCUAUGUCCUGGGAAUUGUGGUUGCAGAAAAAAUAAUGGGCGUUGUACCAGAAGGAACACAUGAAUGGGAGAAGUUUGUUCCUCCUGAAGAGCUGGAGCAUCUCCUGGAAUUGAAUGGCUUUUCAGUCAAGACUGUGAAUGGGAUGUUGUAUAAUCCCCUCUCAGGGUCGUGGAGCUGGAUGGAAAGCAGGAGUGUUAACUAUGCAUUGCACGCUGUGAAGUCUGGGGCUCAGGGACAGUCGAGCCCAACAGAUGCCCUGUCAGAGAUGGGAAGUGAACAGCGCUCAGCCACAGCUGGCACUGCCCUGUGACUGUCGGCGAUGUGUGGUGAUGGACUGUCUCCAGGAACAGAAAAGAAGGUUUUACCCAGAUGGACAUAAUAAAAGCUUUUGUAACAACAA
This is a messenger RNA of Falco peregrinus (peregrine falcon), 1636 nucleotides long. RefSeq names its product coenzyme Q3, methyltransferase (gene COQ3). The coding region runs from base 680 to 1546 and encodes 288 amino acids. Gene Ontology annotation, biological process: ubiquinone biosynthetic process. Lineage: Eukaryota; Metazoa; Chordata; Aves; Falconiformes; Falconidae. The transcript is spliced from 7 exons. The record is from RefSeq and is a predicted model, not a curated record. Gene Ontology annotation, molecular function: 2-methoxy-6-polyprenyl-1,4-benzoquinol methyltransferase activity.